This is a messenger RNA of Myripristis murdjan (pinecone soldierfish), 2220 nucleotides long. RefSeq names its product CDP-L-ribitol pyrophosphorylase A (gene crppa). Gene Ontology annotation, biological process: isoprenoid biosynthetic process; protein O-linked glycosylation via mannose. The record is from RefSeq and is a predicted model, not a curated record. Lineage: Eukaryota; Metazoa; Chordata; Actinopteri; Holocentriformes; Holocentridae. Bases 138 to 1457 code for a protein of 439 amino acids. The transcript has 10 exons. Gene Ontology annotation, cellular component: cytosol. Gene Ontology annotation, molecular function: D-ribitol-5-phosphate cytidylyltransferase activity.
UCUGCGCUCCACAUUCCCAUCCACGUUGUCACAAACCUCCAGGACUCCGCCCAUUAUUUCGGCGACACAUGAGGAUGCCAGCGGACGACCUGGAGACUGACCUGCCUUGGCCUCGUACCAAACACCUGAUGUAAACCAUGCAAAAGGAAAACGGCGACGCGGACAGGCCUGCCGAUCCCGGGCUUUUCCCAAGCGGCGAGGCCCGGAUGAGCAGCCACGACCCGGGGAAGUGCAGCGUGGACUUCCCGGUGUCUGUGGUUCUUCCAGCCGGUGGCACCGGGGAGAGAACCGGGCUGCAGACACCCAAACAGUUCUGCACGUUUCUCAAUAGACCGCUCAUAAGCUACACAAUCCAGGCUUUCGAGAGGGUGUCAUGGAUCCAAAGCAUCGUGGUGGUCGUUGCCAAAGAAAGCACAGAGCUGAUGACGGACAUCGUCCAGCGUUUCCAGCACAAGAGGAUCCGAGUGGUGCAAGGCGGCUCCACGCGGCACAGGUCCAUUUUCAACGGGGUCCGGGCCCUCGGCGAGGGGGGAGACGGGGCGCCGCGAGUCAAACCCAAAGUGGUCAUCAUCCACGAUGCCGUACGGCCUUUUGUGGAGGAGGACUUCCUCUACAAGAUAGCCACGGCUGCCAAGGAACACGGGGCAGCCGGGGCUAUCCGACCUCUUGUUUCCACGGUGAUAGCCACCACGGCGGAGGGCUACCUGGACCACUCUCUGGAGCGAGCGAGGUACAGAGCCAGCGAGAUGCCUCAGGGAUUCACGUACGACGUCAUCUGUCGCGCCUACGAGAGGUGCAGUGAGUCAGACUUUGAGUUUGGCACAGAGUGUCUCCAUCUGGCCCUGCAGUACUGUGGCACCAAUGCCAAGCUCAUCGAGGGGCCGCCAACGCUGUGGAAGGUAACCUACAAACGAGAUUUGGCCGCUGCAGAAUCCAUUAUCAAAGAAACUCUGUCACGGUCAGCCUGCGCUAUCACAGGUGGAUCUGCACAAGCUGCGGUGCUGGCUGAUGCUCUCCAGAAGACGAUGGGAGCUUUGGACGUGGAGUUGGACGUCAUCCCAGACAUGAUGGGAGACAACGCCAGGUAUCUGUUAAAAGGCUGGAACUUCAUCCAGGUUUCUGUGAGCCGCCGGUGCCUGUCUGAGGUGAGGGCCACGGUGUCGGCGUUGGAGGCGGCGAACCGAGCGCUCCUCUACCCGGUGGUCGUCGUUUGGGUGCACUUGAACGGUUCGGACGGGCCGUCCCUCGGCGGCGGGACGGCGACGGCAGAGCCAGCGGCAAUCAUGGACCUGGCCUCGGCGGCCAAGCUCAGAAACAUCCUCCUCUACGGCGUCCAGCUUCAUCGGUCAGAGGAGGCCGACCACUGGGAGCGGUCAGUUUUGAGGAUGGCUGAGAUCACGUCAGUCUUGAUCCGGGAGAGGAGCCCUGCCCUGGUGGGACAGCUGCUGCAGGCGUGAAGAGAAACAGCAGCAGCACCGGAAAAUCCCCACUGUGUCCACCGCGACCCUGGUCCACCCUCACCUAAUGCGUAUCCACUGGACAUUUCCCUCAAGAUCUGCUUUCCAUCAUGAAUGCCGCUGAACCAAAUGGGAGCAGAAGGGCUGGCCAGAUAUCUGACUCUUUCAAAUUCAUCUCUUAAUCAGUUGUAUCGAGGUGGCAGCGCAACAAUUCCUGCCUGCCAACAUCAGUAAAUUUGAAUUUCCCGUAUCAGCACUGGCAGGGAAUUGUUACGCUUUUUUAUUUUCUGCAACCAACUGCAAUUUGGAGAUCGUAUGCUCUUCUAAAAAUGUUUUGGCAGGUAAAAUAGUGGAGGCUGCCGGUGAAUUUUAGGAUGCAUCUGCUACUGCGGCCUGUCUGGAUUAGGAGGCAAAUCAGCUCCACAUCUGCUCUCAGAGAGGAACUUCACUCUCAAUCUAGACUUCAAAUUAAUGAUGAGCAUUAUGGAAUAUUAACAUUAUUUUUUUCACUGCAUCCUCUAAAGUUUUAUGCAAGCUCUCUCCAAAUCCAGUUGCUGAGAUAGCAGCUCUGGCUUGUCAAGGAAAGGAGGUACAACUAACCUGACUCUACAUGUGUAAAGUCAAGUGAAUGACUGAAUGAUAGUGUUGAAACUACUGUGCUGCACAAAGUGAUGAAUGACUGAAAUCCUAGAGGUUGAGGUUUUUUGUAAUCCACUUAAACCACUUAUUUAAAUGACAAUAAAGAUGUGCUUUUUGUACUCCA